Molecule: messenger RNA, 3189 nt
Organism: Arvicola amphibius (Eurasian water vole)
Lineage: Eukaryota; Metazoa; Chordata; Mammalia; Rodentia; Cricetidae
Product: radial spoke head 10 homolog B
Exons: 15
Coding region: 139-2703 (854 amino acids)
Biological process (GO): mismatch repair
Cellular component (GO): MutLalpha complex
Molecular function (GO): ATP hydrolysis activity; mismatched DNA binding; ATP binding
Source: RefSeq, a predicted model, not a curated record
CACGCCUUCACCAGCCCUCCAGGAAAGGGCGGGGCUAUGUGUCAAAAGCAGCCAAUGGGUGUCCCAGAAGGUGCGUCUCCGCGAGAGCCGCGGCGCGAACUCUUCCGCGGUGCCUGAGGCUGGAGGAGUGCUGAGUCCAUGGAGCCAAGCGAGGGCGCGAGUACAGAACUUGCUAAGGCCAUCAAGCCUAUUGAUAGGAAGUCAGUCCAUCAAAUUUGCUCUGGGCAGGUGGUCCUCAGUUUAAGCACUGCUGUGAAGGAGUUGGUAGAAAAUAGCGUGGAUGCUGGUGCUACCAGUAUUGAUCUAAGGCUUAAAGACUAUGGGGUGGACCUCAUUGAAGUUUCAGACAAUGGAUGUGGGGUAGAAGAAGAAAACUUUGAAGGUCUAGCUCUGAAACAUCACACUUCUAAGAUACAAGAGUUUGCUGACCUGACUCAUGUUGAAACUUUUGGCUUUCGGGGAGAAGCUCUGAGUUCACUCUGUGCACUGAGUGAUGUCACUAUAUCUACCUGCCACAAGUCUGCAAGCAUUGGCACUCGACUGGUGUUGGACCACAAUGGGAAGAUCACCCAGAGAAUCCCCUACCCCCGACCCAAAGGAACAACAGUCAGCGUGCAGCGCUUAUUUUAUACGCUACCAGUGCGCCACAAAGAAUUUCAAAGGAAUAUUAAAAAGGAGUAUGCCAAAAUGGUCCAGGUCUUACAGGCAUACUGUAUCAUUUCAACAGGCAUCCGUGUAAGCUGCACUAACCAGCUUGGACAAGGAAAACGGCAACCUGUGGUGUGCACAAACGGAAGCACCAGCGUGAAGGAAAAUAUCAGCUCUGUGUUUGGCCAGAAGCAGUUGCAAAGCCUCGUUCCCUUUGCUCAGCUGCCCCCUAGUGACUCUGUCUGUGAAGAGUACGGCCUGAGCUGUUCUGACAAGCCACAUGAUCUUUUCUGCAUUUCAGGAUUCAUUUCACACUGUACACAUGGUAGUGGGAGGAGCUCAACAGACAGACAGUUCUUCUUCAUCAAUCAGCGUCCUUGUGACCCAGCAAAGGUCUCUAAACUUGUGAACGAGGUUUAUCACAUGUAUAAUAGGCAUCAGUAUCCAUGUGUUGUUCUUAACAUUUCUGUUGAUUCAGAAUGUGUUGAUAUUAAUGUGACUCCAGAUAAAAGACAGAUUUUACUACAGGAGGAGAAGCUUUUGCUGGCGAUUUUAAAGACCUCCUUGAUAGGAAUGUUCGACAACGACGCAAACAAGCUUACUGUCAGCCAGCAGCCGCUGCUGGAUAUUGAAGGUAACUUAGUAAAAAUGCGUGCAGCAGAAAUAGAAAAGCCUGUGUCGGGAAAGCAAGACAAUUCACCUUCAUUGAAGAUCACAGCGCAUGAGAAAAGGGUAGCAUCCAUUUCCAGACUGAGAGAGGCCUUUUCUCUUCAUCCUACCACAGAGGUCAAGUCUUGGGGCCCGGAGACCCCUGAACUGAGGCAGAAUUAUCCAAGUCAGAAAAGGGGUGUAUCAUCUUCUUGUCCUUCGAAUCUCAUCUCUCCUAGAGGUCUAUGUGGCUCCCAGGACAGAGUGGUGAGCUCCACAGAAAGCCCUGACUGUAUGGACAGAGUGAACCUAGAAAAAGACUCGGGGCUCAGCAGCACCUCAGCCAGCUCUGAGGAUGGGGUUAGCACCCCUGAAGUGGCCAGUAGCUUUAGCAGUGACUAUGCAGUGAGCUCUCCAGAAAACAGAUCUUCACAGGAAAACAUGGACUGCCCUCCUUCAGGUACAGGACACCACCUGAAGCAAGAAGAGAGCAGGUACAAAUGCGCAGUUCUGCCUCCACCAAGUCCUCUCUCUUCCUCAGAUGCUAAGCGUGUCAAGACAGAAGAAAGACCUUCAAAUACUGGUGUUCCUCCAAAAUUGCUUGAUGCUCAGAACACCUCAGCAGCUCAGGUUGAUGUGGCUGUGAAGAUUCAUAAGAAAAUAGUGCCCCUUGACUUUUCUAUGAGUUCUUUAGCUAACCGGGUGAGGCAGUUACAGCAACAAAAGCAGCGGAAUGAAAGUGAGCAGAGCUACAGGAAAUUUAGAGCCAAGAUUUGCCCUGGAGAAAACCAAGCAGCGGAAGAUGAACUCAGAAAAGAGAUUAGUAAAUCGAUGUUUGCUGAGAUGGAGAUCUUGGGUCAGUUUAACCUGGGGUUUAUAAUAACCAAACUGAAGGAGGACCUCUUCCUGGUGGACCAGCAUGCUGCAGAUGAGAAGUACAACUUUGAGAUGCUGCAGCAGCACACUGUGCUCCAGAUGCAGAGGCUCAUCACGCCCCAGACUCUGAACUUAACUGCUGUCAAUGAAGCUGUGCUGAUAGAAAAUCUGGAAAUAUUCAGAAAGAAUGGCUUUGAUUUCAUUAUUGAUGAGGAUGCUCCAGUCACUGAAAGAGCUAAAUUGAUUUCCUUGCCAACUAGUAAAAACUGGACCUUUGGACCCCAAGAUAUAGAUGAACUGAUCUUUAUGCUAAGUGACAGCCCUGGGGUCAUGUGCCGGCCCUCAAGAGUCAGGCAGAUGUUUGCUUCCCGAGCCUGUCGGAAGUCUGUGAUGAUUGGAACCGCUCUCAACAUAAGCGAGAUGAAGAAGCUCAUCACUCACAUGGGUGAGAUGGACCACCCCUGGAACUGUCCCCAUGGAAGGCCAACCAUGAGGCACAUUGCCAAUCUGGACGUCAUUUCCCAGAACUGAUUCUUGUAGGAUGGAGUUUACUGCAGAUUAUUCUGUGCUAUUUUAAUGCAUCAGAUCCACUUAAAAACAGUGUCAAGCCAGGCAUAGUGGCAGGCAUGCCUCUAGCCCAGCUACUUGGGAGACCCAGGUGGGAGGCUCACUGGAGGCCAGGAGUUUGAGACCACCCUGAGCUGCAUUAAUAAGACUCCAUUCCAAAGAGGAAAAAAAAAUAAGCCUUUUCAUCAUGUCUACUGUUAUUGCCUUGAAAUUUGAGUAUGUAUGUGGUGUGUGUGUGGUAUAUAUGUGUUUGGAAGUGGUGUGCAAAAAUAUGUCUUAGAAAAACAAGGAGAGCUGUUGUUAUUUUUUUUAUUCUAGCCCUACGUUGGAAUGCCAAAUGUUGUUGGUUGUUUUACUCUUUUGGGGGGGGGGGCGUCACCCCGCUCCCAAAUAAAUCACACACGUUGUCUUAUUGUUAUUUAUAAAAGCCUGGCCUUCGCUUGGUUUGUU